Messenger RNA from Daphnia magna, 1185 nucleotides. RefSeq lists its product as uncharacterized. Lineage: Eukaryota; Metazoa; Arthropoda; Branchiopoda; Diplostraca; Daphniidae. The coding region runs from base 137 to 1078 and encodes 313 amino acids. The transcript is spliced from 2 exons. The record is from RefSeq and is a predicted model, not a curated record.
UUACAAGGUUAUUAUCCUACCAUACGCUCAUUAGUUUUCCCACAUUGAAAAGGGAUCGUAUAAAUACGCCAUCCACAUCAUGGAUUGUCAUUAUUCUCACUUUUACAGUUCCAGCAACUAGUACAACACAAUCAUCAUGCGUCUCUCUAGUUCUGUCACGCUUACGGUCGGAGCAGUUUUGUUCUUGACUCUUUUCGGAGGAAUCCACUCGUUCGUGAUCGGUCGCAACUUGUCCAUAUUAAUCGACGAUGGCGAUUCUCACGAGACAGCAACUGACGACUACGUAGACAGCGUGGAACACGCCCAAAAGCAGACGUCUGCAGAAGACGAUAUCCAUAACGAUUCGCUGGAAAUCAAGAGCAAUUUGCAGCUUGUUAAAGUCCUUAACCAAACAAACGGGGCUCAAAUAUUGGCUGGCGAUGGUCGUAACGAUGUCUCCUUGGAAGUUCACUCUGUCGGCGUGAACGGCACAACAUUUGAAGUAGAUCACGACGAUAUUCACGACACGCACUCGUCGGAGGACGUCGUUUUCGUCCAGCACGAACAAACUAACCCAACAGCAGAACACGUUUUCAACGAGUUUCAGCUGCAAAGCGACACGUUGGAAGUACGAGAUGAAUUGGUGAAGAAACGUAACGCACCCCAUGCGGAUGCAAAUCCCGUUCAAUCGCCAACUGAAGGGCAACUCAUCGUCCAGCGUUUUGAUAUUCAAGAUGAUUCUUUGGAAGAUCAACUUGCCCGACAGAUUGUCCCGAUGGCCGCAAAUGUUGACCAGCUGCAAACUCGCGUCGUCGUUCUUCCUUCGCCAGUAUCGAUAUUCGACAAUCUGCCGAUUAUCGGAGUUUUCGGCCAUCCAGCAUCCGACGAUUUGUAUCUCGUUAAGGAAUAUUUAGGUGAUUACUAUUUUUGGGAAAUGGAACAUGAAUUGGUUCGAGAUUCCUUGUUGCAAACGGUAAGAGACGUGAUCAAGUUGGACUCUGACUCACCCAUUAAAGUAGACGCAGCCCAGUUUGCUAAGUUUACGCAGGUGCGAUCGCUGUGGGAUGAUCGAUUCCCAACGACCACCGCUGCAGUUUGAAUUAUGUUAUCUUUCAUUGGGUGACGAGCUUUGUUAAACAUCAGGUUGUUAUUUUAACUGUUUGUACAUACGUUUCUCAAGAAUACAAUUUCAUGUUUUUAUCGUUA